ACACGCGAAGUGAGACCGAACAAAGGUUACAAGAUAAAUACGUGUUUUGCUGGAUUUUUCAAUCAUCUUCAACGGCAAAUCAGUCAGUAAAUCUGACAAAGUGGUCUGGAAUAGUCCCAUAUAAUCUAAAGCGAAAUAAGAAUAAAGUCUAAGCAUUCGCCAGCGACAAUAGAAAUUUAAAAUAUUCCUAAAAAUACUUAGAAGCAAAAGCCAAAUGUCAGAGGAAUUACGCUUCGAUGGACGGGUUGCUGUGGUCACUGGAGCCGGUGCGGGUUUAGGUCGUGAAUAUGCACUGCUCUUUGGCACUCGCGGUGCCAAAGUGGUGGUCAAUGAUUUAGGGGGUAGUUUUCAAGGAGAAGGUGCAUCCAAACGUGCCGCUGAUGUAGUAGUUGAUGAAAUUCGUGCACUGGGUGGCACUGCUGUUGCGGAUUACAAUUCUGUAGUUGACGGUGCAAAGGUCAUUGAAACGGCUAUCAAGAAUUUCGGGCGUAUUGAUAUAUUGGUGAAUAAUGCGGGUAUACUACGUGAUCGUAGUAUUGCCAAAACCUCCGAGCAAGAUUGGGAUUUAAUACACGCAGUUCAUUUGAAAGGCAGCUUUAAAUGCACACAAGCUGCCUGGCCAUAUAUGCGCAAACAAAAUUAUGGUCGUAUCAUUAUGACAUCUUCAAACUCGGGAAUUUAUGGAAACUUUGGUCAAGCGAACUACUCCGCUGCGAAAAUGGGACUAGUAGGUUUGGCCAACACUGUGGCAAUUGAGGGAGAGAAAAACAAUAUACAUUGCAACGUUAUUAUACCAACUGCUGCUAGCCGCAUGACAGAGGGUAUUCUUCCGGACAUGCUCUUCAACGAACUGAAACCGAAUUUAAUCGCACCUGUUGUCGUGUAUUUGUGUCAUGAAUCAUGCGAGGAUAAUGGUUCCUACAUUGAGAGUGCGGCUGGCUGGGCGACUAAAGUGCACAUUGUUCGUGGAAAGGGCUGUGUACUGCGUACAUCGAUUGACGAAAAGGCCACCUCACCGGAAUAUGUUAAGAUUGUUUGGUCAAAAGUUACUGAUAUGACAGACGCCAAACAUUUGGAUAACAUUAGUCAAGCUUCAGGGUAUCUAUUGGAAGUGCUGGAGAAUUUGAAGGAAGGGAAAAUUGGAGGAAUUGAAGAUACCUUCAAGUAUAGCAGCAAAGAUUUAAUUUUAUAUGCCUUAGGCAUUGGGGCCAGUCUCACAAAUCAGAACGAUCUUAAAUUUCUAUAUGAAAAUCAUCCAGAAUUCACCGCAAUUCCUACAUAUUUUGUUCAACCCGGCCUAUUGCUUAGUAUGACAUCUAAUCUAGUGGCCAGUGCCCUGCCAUCGGGCAACGCAGAUCUUUCAAACAUUCUACAUGGCGAGCAGUAUUUAGAAAUAUGUGAUGACAUUCCCACUAGUGGCACACUCACUACUACCGGAAAGGUUUUCGAUUUAAUGGACAAGGGCUCGGGCGCUCUUGUUGUAACCAAUAGUGACACAUAUGAUGAAAGUGGCCGGCUAUUGGUUAAAAAUCAGAGUUCCAUAUUUAUUGUCGGUGCUGGCAAAUUCGGAGGAAAAAAGACACCAAUUGCCGGUGUUAUACCCAUUAUAAAUGCACCAAACCGAAAUCCAGAUGCUACAAUACAUUACAAAACGUCAGAGGAUCAAGCGGCUUUGUAUCGCCUUUCUGGCGACUUGAAUCCACUACACAUAGAUCCUGACUUCGCCACCUUAGCCGGAUUUAAGACACCCAUCUUGCAUGGUCUUUGUUCGUUGGGAUUUUCUGUGCGUGCAGUUUUAGCACAGUACGCCAACAACAAUACAUUGCUUUUUAAAGCUGUAAAAGCACGGUUUUCAGCUCCGGUAAUACCGGGCCAAACUCUGAAGAUUGACAUGUGGAAGGAAGGCAAAAGAGUUCUCUACACCACCACCGUUGUUGAAACUGGAAAACAGGCAAUAAUUGGAGGAUAUGUAGAUCUAAAAGAUACUUCAGCCAAAUUGUAAAUGUAUGAAAGGCAGAUUUAUCGUAUUUUAAUAUUUUAUAUGGUUGUUAAGGGUGGACUUGCUUAUACACAAUUUCAAUAAAUGCUUGUAUUAUAUUCCUUAUCAAAAGAUCGGUUUAAUACAUU
Molecule: messenger RNA, 2127 nt
Organism: Ceratitis capitata (Mediterranean fruit fly)
Lineage: Eukaryota; Metazoa; Arthropoda; Insecta; Diptera; Tephritidae
Gene: Mfe2
Product: peroxisomal multifunctional enzyme type 2
Exons: 3
Coding region: 215-2002 (595 amino acids)
Molecular function (GO): oxidoreductase activity
Source: RefSeq, a predicted model, not a curated record